UCGCUUAGAAAUUGCUAACGCUGUUCAAAGACCUACUAAGCCUCUACCCGAAGAGAAGCGCUGCAGGAGAAUUAACUUGGGAAGAUCAUUUCAAAAGAAAGGAUCAUGAGCUCAGGUGCAGAAGUAGAUAUGAAGGAUGUAGAGCUGAAUGAGCUGGAGCAGGAUAAACAGCUAAUGCCCAGUCCUGGAGAAGAACCCUCUGUGGAGAAGAAUGGUUGUGUGGCUGUCAAACUGCCUGAAGAAGUAGAAGCUAAGUUCACAGGCCUCUCCAAAGAAGAGCUGAUGAAGGUGGCUGGUACCCCAGGUUGGGUGCGAAUUCGCUGGGCAUUGCUUAUCCUCUUCUGGCUUGCCUGGAUUGGCAUGCUUGUGGGUGCCAUUGUGAUUGUUGUACAGGCACCACGCUGUAAGUCACUCCCUUCAAGACAAUGGUGGCAGAAAGGUGCAAUUUACCAGAUUAGUAAUGAAUUUCUGGAUUCCAAAGAAGUCGUUGAGAGUAUUGAUUACCUGAGCCAGUUAAAAGUGAAAAGCCUCAUAGUGGGGCCAAUCCCUCAAGUAUACAGCUCUGGUUCAACAAUUGGAUCUAAUGAAAAUUUGACAAAUUUCCAAAAAGUGGCACAGAUGAAAGGCUUAAAAGUUGUUUUGGAUAUAACUCCAAACAAUGAUGUUGAUGAUCCCUGGAUUAACAUUUCUAGCAUAUAUAAGCAAAACAAAUUUAAGAGCAAUUUUGAGAACUGGCUGAAGGAUGGAAUAGAUGGAAUUAUGGUUAGUGAAGUGGAAACAAUACAAAAUAAUGCAUCUUUACUUUGGGAAGAACUGAAGAAUUUGACUAGUCAAUACAGUACUGAAGCCAAGCCCAGAAUCCUCAUUGGUGUGACAUCCUCUAAAGAUCUUGAGGAAAUUGUGAAAGCUGGGAACCAGUCAGGAGUAGACCUUUUGUUGUCUGGGGUUCUACACAUCUUAGGGAAAGCACCAACUGGUUCAGAAGUUGCUUUAAAUGUGGAGAGAUAUAUUACUGGACUUGGCACGGCCUGGCCUUUGUGGUCGGUGGGAAGCCGCACUGUGGGCCAUUUAGCAUCUCUGGUAGAAGAAAGGCUUGUAAAGAUUUAUCAAAUGAUGCUGUUCACACUUCCGGGUACUCCAUUCACCAAUUAUGGAGAUGAGAUUGGUCUUCAAGACCUAGUGGAAAAGGAUCAAAACUCUAAACUCCCUAUGAUGUUGUGGGACAAUUCGAAUUCCUCUGUCAUGGCCCAAACACAAGACACAAAUUCCAUGCUGAACCUGUACAAGCAGCUGAGCGACUUAAAACUGAAAGAUCGCUCCUUACAAUAUGGGGAUUUUUAUCCUAUUGUUCAUAAUGCCAGUAUCUAUGCUUACUUGCGUGAAUGGGACCAGAGUGAACGUUUUCUGACAGUGCUAAAUUUUGGUGAUCUGAAAACUAAGGUCUCACUCAUACACAACAAAUUGCCAGCAGAGGCCUCAGUGGCCAUCAGCACUUACUCACAGCGUAAUGAGUCCAGUGUAAACCUUGCAGAUUUCACACUGGAGCCAAAUGAAGGGCUCUUGCUGCGAUUCCCAUAUGUAUACUAAGUAGUACUGUCAUACAUGAGACUCUGAACUCUUUAAGCAGCAACGGCAGCAGCCUUCUGUCUAAACAGGACUUUGUGGCAUUAUAGAGCAGACUGUUAUCAUAUAGUCACAAAUGUGUAAAAUGUGGCGUAGUCGGGUAGUUCAGUAACCUGGCACUUAUAUGCCGAUUAACCAGCUCUAGACUUUGAAAUGAUCAAACAUUAUCUAAAAUUGUAGCUAAACACUACAUGGAUAUGUUAUUUUGGUUGUAAUGCUGCUUAAAAAGUCUUGGGUCUUUAACAAUUUUGACUUUCCUGUGUUAUCUGCUCUAGAAUUAUUUUUUUUUUAGUUUCAGCUACUACAUUACCCUCAACAGUUUGUAAAAUAUUCGGUUAAACAUCUGUAUUUGUUAUGCUGUUGUGGUAUCAUGUUUUUCAUUCUGUAGGUUUCCUUUUAGAAAAAAAAAGCAUUAAAAUGAAACACAAAAAUAAAUGCCCAGUCAAAACUGCAGCUAAGAAGACAUUACAUUUUUAAAAGCUUGGCUUUUAACCUUUUUUCUUCGAAACAUGAUGCUUCCUUCAGCCGAUAAGUGUAUUUUUUUUUAACAAACAAUGAGGCUACUUCAUAAGAUAACUGUCCUUGCAUUAUGGGGUAUUGGAUUCAAACCAGGUACUAUAACAAUGGAAACAACAUCUUUUUUUUAUCAUCAUUUACAGCAAAUGCUGUCAUUCAGUGUUUGCUUCUUUUAGUGCUAUACACAGAACACCCCAUUACAUCACACAAGAAUACAAAUCCAAGUAAUAAGACAGCAAAAUUCACAAUAAGAUAAUUGAAAUACAUUAUAUAUCAAACAUAAGCAAUCAUGUAUAGUUUGUGUUGAGGAAUAGCACUGUUGGGUUGAUGUUAUCAUGGUUUCUGCUGAAGACUGCAAAAAAAUGAUCAAUUUAAAAUGUAAAAUCAACACUACAGUAGCCUUUUGGACAAACCAAGUGAAAAAAGAAGAGGCAUAAAUCUAAAGGCUUUGAAAUCAAAAAAUGUCUGAUAGGUUGAUACAAUGAAAUUAGUGAUGCCAGGUAGUCUCAAGUGUUGGUAUUUACAGUUAUGUAUAGAGUUUUCAAAAGUAAAAUAAAACCAAACACCUCAACAGAUCUCUUUGCAAAGACAUAAAACAUUAUGGCUUGUGCCCCACUAUUAGCAUUUAAAGAAAGAAAAAAGUCCCUGAAAAUGUAAACUUUGUAGUAAAAAAAAAAGUUCCAUAUGAAAUGGUUACCUUUAAUCUGCCCUGCAUGCCAGUCUACAAAUGGUUUAUGGAUCAUGCUGUGAACAAAAAAAAUGCCAUGCCUGUUACUUAAGCCAAAGCAUUUUUAUGAAGAUUAUUUCAAGCUGAGGGUUCACCUGAGGAAUGUCCUAAUACAAAUGGCAAACUGAGGCUGAGAGGGAGGAAUGGCUCUUUAAAUGUGUAUACUCCUUUGUAUGUUUGCUGUGGCGGCCAGACACUUGAUAGUGAAGUCUCUCACCUCGCAUUAACGUGAGCUAUGGUCUGUUCUACUGUAUUUUGCUUUGCAAAAGUCGGGCUUCAUUAUUGAAAUCUCAUUAUUUGUUUUUCAAUGAGGAGCAAUAAACUGCAGAUUAAAACGGA
Polypterus senegalus (gray bichir) is the source of this 3205-nucleotide messenger RNA. RefSeq names its product 4F2 cell-surface antigen heavy chain-like. Lineage: Eukaryota; Metazoa; Chordata; Cladistia; Polypteriformes; Polypteridae. The transcript has 9 exons. The coding region runs from base 106 to 1587 and encodes 493 amino acids. The record is from RefSeq and is a predicted model, not a curated record. Gene Ontology annotation, biological process: amino acid transport.